Molecule: messenger RNA, 4335 nt
Organism: Stomoxys calcitrans (stable fly)
Lineage: Eukaryota; Metazoa; Arthropoda; Insecta; Diptera; Muscidae
Gene: Glg1
Product: Golgi apparatus protein 1
Exons: 6
Coding region: 140-3526 (1128 amino acids)
Cellular component (GO): Golgi membrane
Molecular function (GO): fibroblast growth factor binding
Source: RefSeq, a predicted model, not a curated record
UAUAACAAAUGCAUUCAUGCAUUUGUGAACAAAUAUAACUUUUAGAGACGUGUUAGCUUAAAUUAAAUCCACGCUAACAAUUUUUUCUAUUUAUACACACUUUACAAAUGAUUUGAUUGAGUGCCGUAAUACUGAGAAUAUGUUUCUUAACAAAGUUUUAUUAACGCUUAUAUUUACCGGCAUAACAUCAGCAACAGUCCAUCAACAGGAGCAAAGGUUUUAUAGGGAGGAGCAUUUACAUAAACAAACACGUCGUGCUGCCAUAGAUAAUGAUGCCAACUCAGCCAAAAGAGAUCACACACUAAUCGACAACCACGAAUGUGAGGAUUUGAAAACCCUCUGCACUCAUAUUAAAUCCACCGACAACCUUUCGGUGUUGGAAUGCGUGUCCACUUUUACCUCUUCUCAGCUGGAAGCCUUAUCAGACAAAUGCCAGCAUGCUGUCUGGUACGAAACGAAGGAGAUGCUUAAGGGCAAGUGGAUUGAGGAUAAUCUCUUGAAAAAACCCUGUCUUAAGGACAGAGACAAAUUGGAUUCCUGUUUAAAUGCGGUCGAUAUUUGGUCGUGCAUUAAGGAGCGAGUAGUACAAAGUAUUGAGCAUGGCAGUAAAUGUCGUUCAUAUGUAAAGAGAGCAGUUGCGGUUUUCUUCCCAGAUUAUGAAAACCUGGGGGAUUUCUUUAAUAGCUGUUCCACAGAAUUAGAACAACUUGAAUGUGGUCGUUUGAAUAUUGAACACAAGCCACUAUCACAACUAGAAACGGCGGAAUGUCUCGAGCAGACAGGAGCUGAUGUUUUGGGCCAGCCUUGCAAGGCGGCUAUAGCCCGUAUAGAGCAGCAACAUGAAGAUUUAAGAUUUUUUGAAAUUUGUUCGGAAGACCUGAAACAUUUGUGUCCACAAGAGGUGAGCGGCACGCCGGGAGCUUUCAAGUGUUUGGUGAAAAACAAAGCUAGUCCCAGUCUGACCACACGUUGUGGCGACCAAAUAUCCCAGAGAGAUCGAGAGAUAGCGAAGGACUAUCGUGUUUCACACGGCCUGGCCAAGGCCUGUAAAGAAGAUAUAAAACAACAUCAUUGUCGACGUGGGGUUUCCGAAGACAAACAAGUUCGUUUGGCACAGAUUUUACUUUGUCUUGAAACUGUGGAGAAGAACGGUACCAAGGUCUCACCCGAAUGUCGUACAGAAAUUGAUGAUCAUCGACGUAUGCUCAUGUCCGACGGUCAGUUAUCCCCAGAAAUUUUGAACGAUUGUGCCGAUGACAUACCGAAAUUUUGCAGCAAUGUAGAUAAAUUAUCGAAUAUAGGCAUGGGCCAAGGUACUGGCGGGGAAAUCAUACAUUGUCUCAUGGAGCAUGCACGCAAGCGGCGUAAAGAUAGACGUAUAACAUCCCAGUGUCAACGUUCUUUGGAAGUUUUAAUUAAAGUCUCAGAUGUGGGCGAAGAUUGGCGUGUAGAUCCAGUCUUGCGUCGCAAUUGCAAGCCCGUUGUGGAUGUUGCCUGUAGAGACACUGAUGGUGGAAAUGCUCGCGUUAUGUCAUGUUUAAUGGAACAAUUGGGCACUCCCGCCAUGACGCCUGAAUGUGAACACUCCCUCCUGUUGAUACAAUACUUUGUAGCUAGAAAUUUUAAACUUGAUCCCCAGCUGUACAAACAAUGUCAUGAUGAUGCCAUAAAAUAUUGCCAUGCUAAAAAACAAUGGGAUGAUGUGGCCAAUGUACAAAUGGAUCCAGAACGAGGUCCUUUAAUCUUACCUUGUCUACAUCGUAUGGCUUACAGUGAUGAUGAGCAAAAUACCCUAAGACCAGGUUGCUUUAAAGAAGUCAAAAGGGUAAUGCGUCAACGAGCCGUAUCCGUCGAUUUGAUACCAGAAGUCGAAGAUGCGUGCAUUGAUGAUUUGUCUUAUUACUGUUUUGAUCAUACGGAAAAGGGAGCUGAAAUGGAUUGCCUGCAAGUUAAUUUGGAGAAGUUGCAAAAAUCUUGUAGGGAAGCAGUUUCAGCCUACACCGAAGAAGAAGCCGCCCAUGUCGAAUUAAAUCCCGUCAUAAUGUCCGUCUGCACGGAGGCAAUGAAAACCCAUUGCGAUCAUAUUCUGAAAGGUGGCAAAGAUCGUGGCGAUAUGAUGGAUUGUUUGAUUUCGCACAAAAAUGAUGCAGAUCUUAGACAAGAUCUCAAAUGUCGGGCAGCUAUAGAACAUUUUCAAAUCAUAUCGUUGAAAAACUAUCAUUUUACAUAUAAAUUUAAAGAAGCUUGCCGUCCAUAUGUUGUUCGUUUUUGUUCGGGAAGCACAACGAAAAAUGAUGUAGUCGCCUGUUUAAGUGAGGUUAUGCGUAAUGACACUAUACGAGGCCAACGACCUAGAAUACCCAAGGAAUGCCGUCAACAAGUAAAGGCACAAUUAUAUCAGCAAAGAGAGACAUUGGAACUGGACCCAAAGUUGGGCAAGGCAUGCAAAAAAGAAUUGGAGGAGUUUUGUGCGGACAAAAAAGGCCCGGGACAGGUGAAUAAUAAGAAUGCUUUGGAAUGUCUGGCCUUGAAUACUCCUCGCCUGGGUAGUGAUUGUCAUCAUGCCAUAUUUCUUGUCAAGAAAUCCGAACUUGGAGAUAGUGCCACUGAUUAUACCCUAGUCAAUACUUGCAAAGAAAUGACGUACAAAUAUUGCUCCAAAGAGGAUCCCAUGCGCCUAUUGGAUUGCUUAAAGGUGUACAAAGAUGAUCCAGCCUUUGACCCUCGUUGUCAUUUAGUUGUGGUCAAUCGCAUGAUUGAACAAAAUACCGACUUUCGUUUUAAUCCAACACUGCAGCUACACUGUGGCAAAAAUAUAGAUCGCUAUUGUUCCGGCAUAGUGGCAAAUGCGCAGCCAAAUGAAGAGCUGAAUGGCAAGGUUGUCCAAUGUCUUAAGGAUAAAUUUCGUAAAUCUUUGCUGGACGAAGAAUGCGCACAAGAAAUGGUAAAGAUUUUACAAGAGCAGGCUCUGAAUUAUAAAUUGAAUCCUUUGCUGCAAACUUUUUGUAAACACGAAAUUGCUGUUCUUUGCAAUCCCGAAAAUUAUGUCAAAGAACAUGGCAUGGUAGAAGAGUGUCUCAAAACAGCUUUCCUUAAUGAGAAGAUUGUCAACAGAGAUUGCCGUCUGGAGGUGGCCACCUUAAUAGCCGAGGCCAAAGCUGAUAUACACGUAGAUCCAAUAUUAGAAGAAGCUUGCACAGACGAUUUGUUACGCUAUUGUUCGAAUGUGAAAAAGGGAAAUGGAAGAAAGCUAAAGUGUCUACAGACAAUUCUACAAGACCACUCGAAAGCAAUGGAAGAAGAUUGUCGUCUAAAAUUGCAAAGACGUAUUGAAAUGUUCCGUAAUGCGGAUACGGUUUUAGUGCAACCCCCCGAAAAUAUGGAACAAUUGGUAAAUCAAGUAGUAACCUCACCAGCCAAAAAAUUCUUCAUUGUGAUUCUUAUGACUGCGGUGGGUAUGGUCUUUAUACUGGGCAUCUUCUUUGGACGCGUCACCAAACGUGCAAUGAACACCAAAAAUAAAUAAUAUUUAGCCAAUUAUUUUUAAUUUCUCUGUGACUUAAGCUGUUCUACCUAUACAUAUACGAGUACAUAUUUGUAAUAUUUUAUACCUAGUGAUUCCAUAACAAAAGUUGAAAAGAAACAAUAAUUUCGUCCUUCUCUUUAUUAAACAUAUGUGUAUGUCCUUGUACUAUGUUUAGUUUGUUUGUUUUUUCUUUAAAUUUUCUCCUUUUUAUUUGUCUACCUACAAUACUAAAAAACUAUCGUACAUCCAAAGUAGUAUUUCAUUUUCUUUUUACAUGUGACCUUAAAAUUCUUAUAGACUCUCCAAACAUGCCACUUCCAAUUAAUUUUCAUCAAAUGAAAUAAUUUGUAGACAUACGUAAUUAAGUGUUGGAAUGUUUUAUAAUAUUAACAAACAAAAAUGUGCAUUAACUUUUUCUUAGAACACUAUACGAAAAAAUGAAAGGGAAAUUGUUCACAUGUCAUUAAUGAUAAAGACCAACAACAACGCCCAAAUUAACAUUGCGAAUUAGUGCGAACAUUUUUCUCCUGCAAAACUUGAAAAGCCGCCAUUUACAAAAAUGUUUACCUCACCCUGGCAGCUAAAUCAUUCAUUUGGCACUACAUGCAAGCUUAGAUCUGUGAAGUUUUUGUUAAUAACAUCCACGAGUAAUAUUCUUUUAAGGCUUAAAAAAUACAAAAAAUAUAUAUAUUUACCAUAAAAUAUAAGAAAUAUGUAAAAUACUAAUAGAUAACAAAAAAAAAUAUUUUUUAUAAUACGAAAAUCUUAUAUUAGUCGAAUAAAACGCUUUACAAGCUUAUCAUCCUGAA